UGUGUUCUUAACUUCUUAUUUGGGCUUGUUGGGUGCAUGGUAAUCUAUGAUCUUGAAGUUUUGUUUUUCUGGUAGGACCUCUAAGAUCAUCAUUGAGGCUUAACUUUCUUCAGUAUUAUCAAUCAUGAAGUACCUGGAAUAUACGCCUCUUGAUCGGAUAAAUGAUUUUCUGAGUCAUGUGAAUCUUGGAGAGCGAACCAUUAAAGGAUGUCUCGAAGCGUACUCUUGUAAACAUACUGGAACUGAUAAGAAACUUUCGCUUAGUUUGGAGAACGAGAUUUUUGAUUAUCUUGGAAAAUCAUCGGACACCGAUUCUUCCUCACCUGUUGAAUAUCUAAGCUGUAGAUCCAGCCGGAAAACGUUGAUAUAUCUACUCCUUACUCUCUAUCACAUGUAUCCAGAUUAUGACUUCAGUGCAGUGAAAGCUCACCAGUUUUUCACUGAAGAGAGCUGGGACAGUUUUAAGCAGAUAUUUGACAUCUACAUGUUUGAGGCUUCAAAGGAAUGGCUUGAUACAAAUGAAGGCAGUGCUCUGCUUGAAACCUUGUACAAGGCUUUAGACGAGGUUGUUAAAGUUGCUGAAUGUGAAAUCUACACGUACAAUCCGGAGGCAGAUGCAGAUCCGUUUCUUGAGAGAGGAGCCAUAUGGUCCUACCACUUUUUCUUCUACAACAGAAGGUUGAAACGUGUCGUGAGUUUUCGCUUCAGCUGUGUGAGUAACUUGGUUGGUGAAGGACAUCUAUUAGACGACUCAAGUUAUGAUGAGGACGGAGAGAUAUUCGAUGGCAUGGACAUGUGAAUACAGCAUUUUGUUCAUGACACGUUGUUAGUAUAGUAAAUCGUUAAAACCUUGUAUCAAAUCAGUGGUUUGUACAAUUUGACAGUAGGUACUGAAACUCUAUCGUAAAUAAGCAUCUUCUUUGGAGGUUGAGGUAGCGACUCUCGCGCUGCUUCUUGAUAGGUCAAAUAUUUUCUGUUUCUAUGUCAUGAAGAUUUUGUAGAGUUAUGGUUGGCAUUUCUCUUGCCACAUUUGGUCUACUCUAAUAAGUUCUUUUGUUGAUAUGAAUUCAGUAUUUCUUGUUCUA
Messenger RNA from Lycium ferocissimum, 1085 nucleotides. RefSeq lists its product as uncharacterized. The record is from RefSeq and is a predicted model, not a curated record. Gene Ontology annotation, molecular function: RNA polymerase III core binding. Gene Ontology annotation, cellular component: nucleus. The transcript is spliced from 10 exons. Bases 125 to 799 code for a protein of 224 amino acids. Lineage: Eukaryota; Viridiplantae; Streptophyta; Magnoliopsida; Solanales; Solanaceae. Gene Ontology annotation, biological process: negative regulation of transcription by RNA polymerase III.